Messenger RNA from Drosophila sulfurigaster albostrigata, 4184 nucleotides. RefSeq lists its product as uncharacterized. The record is from RefSeq and is a predicted model, not a curated record. NCBI's taxonomy places the organism in Eukaryota, Metazoa, Arthropoda, Insecta, Diptera, Drosophilidae. Gene Ontology annotation, molecular function: protein binding; RNA binding.
UGCAACUUGAUUCGAAUGUUCUUUUCUUUCUUCUUCUCUUGCAGGGGUUUUUUCAAUAAUAAUUGGAACUAUAACCCAAAUCCGCAAUAUAACACUCGAUAUUCACAACGCUAUUUUGGGAAACCCAACUGGCAACGCAAUAACAGUCGGAACAAUUCGGAUUCUUACAAUUCCAAUGACAGACACAACUAUCGAAAUAAGAAUUAUUACGGAAAACGCGAGAGUCCCAAAAGAACUGAUUAUCAUAGACAUUUAAGAGAAAGGCAUUUCAAGUUGCAAGCAACUGAAGAAGAAGCAACAGAAGAACAACAACUAGAAGAAAACGAAUUGCCACAAACUAAACCAGUGAAUAAGGAAAAUAAUAAAAAAGAAAACAAGAUUAAUAAGUGUCGAGUAAGACUCAGAAGAAGCGAAGUACGAUCAUCUAAAGAAGAACAACCAGCAAACUGUAAAGAAAACCAGCAAGCAGAAGAAAGCAAUCAACAAAAGAGUCAAGACGAACAAAAGAGUACAAAACCGGAAGCAGACAACAAGCGAAAGAGGAUCAAUAAGAGACGUUUAAGCUUUAAGGAUAAAGAUAAGGAAGACAACGAGAAACCAGACGAGCCGCAGGCAAAUAAAGUGCAACAGAAUAGUCAAGAGGAAAGCUCACAAAAAGAGAUCAGCAAGAGGAAAGUAUUACUCAACACUCCCUAUCCAAUCAAAAUAUUGCAAGCAGCAGCCAAAGAGCAGUCGACAGCAGUUGAGUUAGUUGGGGAACCAAAAACUUCUUCCUUGAUACAAGUGCGACCCUUAAACGAGCUGCUCAGUGCAGAAAUAUUCAGCGAGCAGCUGCAUAGCGAUAUUACGCAUACGCCCCCCGUUGCAAGUGAGACAACAACAACAAGAACUCCGCCUGCCAUUCAGGCGCGUCGUCAAACUGUGUGUCACAAUGGCGGGGACAGCAUUAACGAUCGUCUGGCCAACAUGGACAAGGCAGCACUCAAGUACAUAAUCAACAACAGCGACACGAUCUACAACGAGCAUCUCAAGUCGCAGGCGCGUCGUCGACAACGCGAUUGCUUACGCAGGCAGCUUAAGGAUAUUGAGAUCGAGCCGCCGAAGGAGACGCUGCAAACCGAGCUGGUCGAGGACGAUAUUGUGGAUGCACUGGAUUUGCCACAACUGUUGCUGCAGCAGAUUGAAGAUUGCCUGAAUUUCAACAGCGGAGAAACGCAAACGCAGAAGGAAUCCACAGAGACAGUGGAGAAACCAAACGAUAUCGAGGUGAAGACUGAAGACCAACUGGAGGAAGAAAACGAUAUCGAGGUGAAGACUGAAGACCAACUGGAGGAAGAAAUGGAUUUGAUGACACGCUUGGAGUUGGCCAAAAAAUUCAAGGCCAUGACUGCGAAGAAGUCAAGCAAAACACCAAAGAAGGAAAGUCACAAAACGCAAAGCGAGUCAAAGGAACCUGAAAAACUGACAGCCAAAAAACAAAUCUCUGGCGCUUGCAUUGUGCUCAGUUCGUCCUCCGAAGAUGAGCAGGAAGAAGAGCUGGAAGAGACAAAGCCAACAGCCACUGACGAUGAUAGAGAAGCAGAGCAAGUCGACUCCAACGAAGCUGAUUUGCAACGCGACGCAGCUGAAGUUAUCGCUAGCUUUGAGCAGCACAUGCUGCCGCAGUUGAAAGGAUCGCUGGCCAAUUGCUAUCGCAGCAAUCGCAGCGCGAAUGUGCAGAGCAAACUGCACUUUAUCUCCUGUAUGGUGACCAGUCAACAGCAUAAUCCCAACAAGUUUAGCAAGCGUGUUGUGGCUGAAAUACAACAGAAUCUUCGACAGUCGAACAAUCGCAUGGCCAUCGAUUUUCUUGCCAAGGAAAUCGAGAAUCUGCUGAAGCUGCAACCGACUAAUGAGUCCACAAAUGAGCUUAACUCGCAGCAGCAGCCGGCACAUCAAAGCAACGUCGAGUCAGCGGAAUCAGAGCGCGCUUCAUUGCCGCCAACGCCACCCCGCAAUGCCACACCGCCGAGUCAUGUGGCAAGUGCCACCACACAGCCGUUGCAAGCAGCCGCACCGUUGCUGGGCAUGUCCUUUCUGCAACUGGAUGCCGCCUUGCCGCGUCUCUCGCCGGGACUUUAUCCGCUGCCGCUGGAGAACAAACAGCUGCCAAUUGGCGACUCUGUGAUGCAGAAUCUGCUGGAGAUUGAUCGCCGGCUGUUGGAGUAUCAGAAUCGUCGUGGCUUCCUCGAGGAGAUGAUACUCAAGUUUCAAAAGGAAAAGAGCGAUCUGGAGAUGGUCAGUUUGGAGCUGAUGAAUCGCAAGUAUUUGCUGCUCAAUACAAUAAUCACAAGAAAUCAGGCAGCUGCCACACCGCCGCCUGGCGUUACGCCUGUGAAUUCGCCUCCGCCCAUGGUUGCCACAACAGAGCGUGCCACAUCGCCGAUGCCAGUGAAAAAGCGUUCGCGACGCACAAUUAUAGUGCGGCAUGUGAAGAUGUUGCGCAAACAUGGCAGUCGAGUGCGUGGCAAGCCACGCAAAAAGGACAAAAUCGAGCAGAAAUCACAGCCGAAAACUGCAGAGCAGUCUUCAGAGGAUUCGCAGCAAAUCAAAUUGGAGUCAGAGCCUGUUGCAACUGCCGCUCCAAAGCGAGCUUCAAUUGAUGCACCAGAAGUUGUGCCUGCCAAACGCAACUGUCAACAACCACUGGCUGUUAUACCACCGUUACCACCUCCGCUACCUACCUUUUCAGAUCCCAUCGACAACUCAACCGAUGAGUUGCCAUUGAAAUCCAUGCCAGAGAAUAGCAACUUUAUACCCAGCGGUCGCUUGUUCAGCAUCAAGAGUCCCAUCUCACAGAUUGUGGUUCACAAGAUGCGCAUCUUUGCCGCCUCAGAGAGCGGUGAUCUCUAUGUCUUCAACGCAGAAAAUCACAAGCUGGAGCAGCACAUCGUCAAGCACAGCGAUGCCAUCACCAACAUGUUUUUCUGCGAGAAGGAAUCCUGUUUGUAUACCACAUCACUGGAUGGCUUCUUUAAAAAGUCAUCGCUGGGGAAUCUGGAAAGUAUGCUGCACACGGGUUAUCUGAAGGAGCCGCUGCAAUCUAUUGAUAUCAAUUGGGGCAUUGCAUAUAUUGGCAGCCGUUGGGGCAACAUUUACACCUACAACGUUGCGGCCAACAAGUUGAUGGACGUGCCGCUGUUGUUCACGGGACAGUCGAUAAUUGCCAUCAGAGCCAUCAAGGAGGGAGCACGUCAAAUCAUCAUGUUUGGCUGCAAGGGAAACACUGUGUUUCUUCACGAUGCAGCCUCUGGACUGCUUUUGCGUCGUCUAAGCAUACCGGAAGGUCUAAAUGUGUAUAGCUUAAUUCUGAGCGAUGGACAUGUGUUUUGUGGCACACAGAAAAAUGAAGUGUUCAAAUUCGACUUUGCCACCGGCAACAUAUGCAAUAUUUCCAACUGUGGCAACGGCGCCGUUUCAAUGGCAGCGUAUGGCGAACGAUUUCUGCUGGUUGGCUGCUAUGAUGGUUUUAUCUAUGUGCUCGACAAGGAGACGGGACUGCGUUUGGGUCGCUUCAAGGGCUGCGGACGUUUGGUGCUGGCUUUGGCCGUCGCUGGCGAUAAGGUCAUUUGUUCGUCUAAGGAUAACUCUUUAGAAAUAUUGGAAAUACCAGCGGAAAUAUUGAAUCCACAAAGCAAAUAAACAGCAUUUGUUUUCUUUUAGUUGUAAAGUUUCAUGCAACAGUUGACUUGGUUAAUAAGUCUUUUUUAAUACGCGCCAAUCAAAACCACAUCCGUCAUCUUUCGUGACAAUUUCUUAGUUUAAAACUAAGAAAUUUGUGUCAGCGACAAUUACAUUUGUUUUUUGAAGAAUAUUUCUUCGUCGAGAACAAUAAAAUAAAAUUGAUAAAAUGAAAAUUAAGUUUAAUUUAAAAAAAGAGCAAAUGUCGUUUUUGAUUUCUUUUGUUUCUGUUUUGUAUACUGUAGAAUUACGUAUUGUUUGUCCAAUUGUUUAGCCAAUUUGUCUUAUUUUAAGGAAUUUGCGGCACACGCAACGGACGCACAUUCGUCUGCAUCUGGUGCAGCUUCUGGUUGAUCUUAUAUGUGUGAUCCUUCAGAUAACUGAUCAGAUCCGCUUGCCUCUCGAGCAGCUCAGCAGUGUCGCCUCCCGGCUGCAUGAGACCCAAAGAGCCGCUGGCACGAUCU